AUGUUAAUCAAUCGCUGUUAUUAUCCUGAAACUCGUAAAGCAAUCGAUCAUUACAGUUAUGCUCUAAAUGAAGAAAUAGGAAGAGGAUUUAGUAGUAAAGUAUAUAGAGGGAGAGAUGAGAAUAGUUAAAUGACAGUGGCUGUUAAAGUAUGAUAUUAAAUUAUAAAAUAAGGUAAUUGAUAUGAAGAUGGUAAAACAGAGCAUUCAUGCUACAUUACUAAAGAAUGAAAUAAAUGCUCUGAAAUCAUUUAACUCAAAGAACAUACUAAAAUUGUAUGACGUUUUCUAAACACAGAAUAAUACAUACAUCAUAACAGAGUAUUGCGAUUCUGGAGAUUUAAGUGGAGUAAUAAAAAAGAGAGGAAGAAUAGAUGAACCAGAAGCGUUGCGAAUAAUGAAUGAAAUAAUAACAGGAUUACUAGAGAUAAAUUAAAAAGGUUACAUUCAUAGAGACAUAAAGCCAGCAAAUAUAUUGAUAGAGAAAUAGACUCCAAAAAUAGCAGAUUUUGGUUUUGCUGUAUAAAUAAACAGUAUGGAAGUGAAACAAUAAGGAAGACAUUAUAAUGUAGGGACUCCAUUAUACAUGUCUCCUUAGGCAUUGAGAUAAUAAGGUCAUACAGAGAAAGGAGAUGUUUGGGCAAUGGGAGUAAUGUUUUUUGAAAUGUUAUUUGGAUAAACCCCAUAUACAGCCUAAACAGAAUAAGGAUUAUUAACAGCAAUAUUGCAUCAUCAUCUUAUUAUUCCUUCUCAUCCUUCAAUAUCAGAUGCUUCAAAGGAUUUCAUUCGAAGAUGUCUUUGUAUAGAUGAGAAUUAAAGAAUGAGAGUCAAAGAUAUGUCUACUCAUGCCAUAUAUUCACAAUUCUCUUAACCUGUUUAUAAACCUAUUCCAUUAUAAACUUAAUAAUCAUCCAAUAUACCAACACCUGCAACCAGAACUCCAAUAAUAAAUAAGGAUAGAUCAUAAAGUUAGGGAAUCAGAGAUUUCUAAUCUAGACCUAAAUGUUAGGUAUUCGUGCAAUAAUAUUUAAGACAUAAAUCCAUAAUGAUAGCAAAGUAAGUAAGAGAUGUCCAUCAGAAAUGUAUCAUUUACCACAUCCACCUACUACUGUUAUUGAACCUCCUACUUCUGAUCCUAUGAGAUCUAAAAGUCAAAAAUAAAUUACUGAAUCAAGAAAAACCAUUACACAAGAAAAUCAAUUCGAAAAAAGAAGUUUUAAAAAAAAUAAUACUGUGCUUUAAGAGUAUUUUAUUAUAUUAUCAUUUAGACGAUCACUUAAUGUUCAAACUCAACCCUCUUAAAAUACUACUCCUGUUUAAUCACCCAUCAAAUUUAAAUCUAACAAUGACAUUUUAUUUGCUUAAAUUAAUUAUUGUAGAUUUCUGUACAAAUUCUCAUAAUAAAUCAUUAAUUCAAGGUAAAUUACUUUAUCAAAUGGUUUAAAAGAGAAAUUAUUAUUUUUAAUGGCCAAAAAUAUUGCCAUGAAAAUCUCCAAACUUCAUACCAUUAUUGAUAAAGAAAAUUCUAAAGAUAACACUUUCCAACUUGAAGACUUCGAUGUCUAUAGAAAAGCUGAAUCCUUUUAAAAGUUUAGUUAAGCUAUUGCAGAAUAUAAUGAAAACUAUAAAAGAUACUUUGAUAAAACUUAUUAAAUGAUAGUUAAUAAAAGUAAUCAUUAAAUCUCAUUUAAAUAUAGAUCUUCCUUAAGAUAAAAAGUUUGAAGCAUUAUUUGACAAGGACUUAAGUGAAUUUGAAAGUUUCUAUUUUAUUACUCAAUCCUAUCUUAGGUAAGCAUUGUAAGAAUUAAAGGGUGAAUUACCCAACUCUAAUUCUGAUCCAGAUGCCUUUUUACCUGAAGAAGUAAAUAUUUUUCAUAUUAUUUAUAGUUUAAUUUCAAUUAUUUUGUUAGUCAGUAGCUAUGCAAUUAUUUACUUAUCUGUCAUUGUACAUUAUAACAUAUGAAUGAUUAUAAGAAAUUCUCCAAGAUUUUAAAAAUUGAUUAGAUGGUUGAUUAAAAACAAAACAGAUGUACUUAUAGACAAGUUGAAGAUCUAAGAAAUAAAAUAUAAGAAUUAGUUUCUAAGUGA
Molecule: messenger RNA, 2085 nt
Organism: Paramecium sonneborni
Lineage: Eukaryota; Ciliophora; Oligohymenophorea; Peniculida; Parameciidae
Source: the annotation of a GenBank genome assembly